This is a messenger RNA of Aedes albopictus (Asian tiger mosquito), 2001 nucleotides long. RefSeq names its product UDP-glycosyltransferase UGT5. Lineage: Eukaryota; Metazoa; Arthropoda; Insecta; Diptera; Culicidae. The record is from RefSeq and is a predicted model, not a curated record. The transcript has 4 exons. Gene Ontology annotation, molecular function: UDP-glycosyltransferase activity. The coding region runs from base 339 to 1772 and encodes 477 amino acids.
UUUUGCAACUGAAGCACGUGCUUACCUCGUCAAAACAAACUAUUUCCGCCAGGGCCGGAUGAUUUCUCACACAGUUCGUCAUGAUUCUCCCUUAUCAAGUAUAGGUGAUAAUGGGCGAUAUAUUACCCUUUCCGUACGUAAUAAACUAGUCUCAAUGAAGCAAGAAUCUGUAUUCUCAUCUAGGUAGUCGCGUCCAGCGCAGUGAAAGACGAGCGGCUGGCACUAGUUCAAAUAAAUUCGCGCUUCUGGUUUGUUUUGCAUGUACAUAUGUAGGCGCGCGUAUCUUGGGGGUUCUCCCCUCAGCAGGAUGGUCACAUUACGCCAUAGGUGAAGGAUUGAUGAAAGCUUUAAGCCGCGCGGGUCACGAAGUGACGGUUAUCGGCUCCCAUAGUUGGAGAGAAGCUCCUGAUAAUUACCGUAGUAUUGAAUUGAAGGAAUUGGUAUUCGAUAAAGGAGGUUCAGAACCCGAUUUGUUCCAGUAUCGCAACGAUCCAUAUUUGAAUGUACUAUACUUGCUAUAUACGUUGAUUGGACCAAGCUUAUCAGAAGUGAUUCUGACCCACCCCAAAGUGAAAACGCUUAUGAAUUCGAACGAGCAUUUUGAUGUUGUCAUUGUUGAAUGUUUCGUAAGCGACGUGCUGUAUGGAUUCGCUCAACAUUUCAACGCUCCAUUAAUAGUAUUUUCGCCUUUCGGAGCUUCGAUGUGGGCCAAUGAUCUCGUAGGAACUCCUUAUCCGUACUCGCAAAUACCCCACACUUUUCUUAGUUAUACAGACCGAAUGACCUUUACAGAAAGGCUUGUGAAUACAUUUGUAUGGAAUGUGGAUCGAUUUUAUUAUAGAAAUGUAUUUCUACCUCGUCAAGAAGAAAUGUACAAACAAUAUUUUCCAAAUGCAAGGAAGACUUUACCAAAUGUAAUGAAAAACGUCAGUCUAGCUUUCUUGAAUCAGCAUUUUAGCUUGAGUUUUCCACAUCCGUAUGCUCCAAAUAUGAUCGAGAUUGGCGGGAUUCAAAUGGAUGAACCUAAAGCUCUUCCGGAGGAUCUGCAGCGCAUUUUAGACGACUCCAAGCAUGGCGUUAUUUACUUCAGUAUGGGAUCGAUGUUGAAAGGAUGCAAAUUUCCAGAAGAAAAACGAAACGCCUUCAUUAGUGCAUUUUCCAAGUUGAAGGAAACCGUGCUUUGGAAAUACGAGAAUACAAGUCUACCAAAUAAACCGAAAAACGUAUUCAUCAGAAAGUGGAUGCCUCAGCGAGAUGUGCUUGCGCACCCCAAUGUGAAACUGUUUAUCACUCACGGAGGACUUCUCGGGUCAACUGAAUCUCUGUACCAUGGUAAACCGAUGGUUGGAGUUCCCAUCUAUGGAGAUCAACGUUUAAAUAUGGCUCGAGCAGAAAAAUCGGGCUACGGAACUCAUAUCGAAUACGAAAAUUUGAGUGAAGAGACUAUUACCCGAGCGAUAAGAUCUAUUCUCGAUAAUCCUUCGUUCAGCAGCAACGCUCGGUUGAUCUCAGAAAGAUAUCGCGACAAACCGAUGACACCGGCACAGUUGGCUGUUUACUGGGUAGAGUAUGUGGUUAGACAUCGUGGCGCUCCACAGUUGCACUCAGCUAUUCUAGAAUUAUCCUUUAUCGAGCGCAACUUGAUCGAUGUCUACGGUGUAAUGAUUUUAUUUGUCGGAACGGUUUUGGUAUCUGUAUACAUGGCGCUCAGGAAAGUGAUGAGAUUUAUUGGCAUAUUACCAAGAAGUGGCGAUAAAAUUAAACAGCAGUGAAUGGUAUGAUCGGCAACCUGAUGUUUCUUCUCUCAACGAAUUUCAGUUUCAGGCGCGUAAGCAGUCUGACAGAAUGGAUGUAAAUAGUCAAUGUCUAUUAAAUGCACAAUGUCAUUGAGGGAUCUUGUGAUCAGUCUUAUACUUUAAAUGAGUGAUACUUUGUAGUACAAAUUAUUGUUCAAUCGUUGGGUUGCACAAAACGUGGUUUGAUAAAAAUAUGUUUAUUUUA